AUGGAAAAAGUUUAAAGUCAAACUUAAUUAACAUCACAUACUGCUCUGAGUCCAAUAAUCAAAAAGCUUAACUUAAGAACUGAUAAACGAGGGUUUCUAAUUCUGAAGGGAUCCAAGAGUCAUGGCAUAACCUUUAAAGAUUAGAUCAAAUAGGGUGAACUGCAUACGAUAGUAAUGGUCGAAAGUUGGAAGCAAUUAAAUUAUGAUAAUAAACAUAAGAAAAAAGCCACAGAAUGCUGUGUGAUCUAUUGA
This is a messenger RNA of Paramecium octaurelia, 252 nucleotides long. Lineage: Eukaryota; Ciliophora; Oligohymenophorea; Peniculida; Parameciidae. The record is from the annotation of a GenBank genome assembly.